Messenger RNA from Spodoptera exigua (beet armyworm), 1320 nucleotides. The record is from the annotation of a GenBank genome assembly. NCBI's taxonomy places the organism in Eukaryota, Metazoa, Arthropoda, Insecta, Lepidoptera, Noctuidae.
AUGGAUUGCUACGUGCCGAACAACCCCCAAUUCGGGUUGGUCGAGUAUUGCCCGACAGACCACGGGCUUUGCUGCGAUCCUCUCCAGUGCACCUGUGUCGAGAACCCUUUGAGAGAGUUCCCGGAAGAGUGCUGUCAGGGGAAAAUCAUCAAAUGUAUUCUGGGAGUGUCCCCCCGUUCCUUCUCCUUCUGGGCCGAUGCUACGGUGCCUCAUUUCGCUUGCAAUCGGCUGAACAUCAGCCCUACAGGGCUCCGGGUGAUGGUCUAUUGGCUCUUUGAGGCGCGCACGGAAUUCUACGCGCCGUACGCUCGGGUCUUUUUCUGUUCGGGUGGCGAGUUACCCUUACUCGCCGUACGCAGACCCGCGCUUACGGUGGCUGAAGAUCGUCUCUCGAAAUUCCUCUUGCAGCAGGAAAACGAGAACUGCUGUCCAGAAAAUGGCGAAGAGUUGAACGCAUUAAGCGAUACGAUCGCGUGCUCGGCGCUGUCGCCGGACGAGGGGUGGCCUCCCGAGGACAUGGGCUCCUUCUCCUUGCCCCCACUCGACCUGGAACCGCUGCCAUCGCUGUUCCCAUUCUCACCAUGCUCGGGAUACAAGAGCGGAGCGGGCGAAUGCAGGGAGCGGGGUGGAGGGGAGGCGGCGGACGUCCUCCUCUCGUUGAAACACGCCGUCGUCCAUGGCGACUGUUCCUCCGAGGCCGUACACCCUCAGAUGAUGGUGAACAACGGCGGCUACCCAUACUACGAGCACUAUGGAGGAGCGCCCCUCUUUCCCACCAUGAGUGUCAACGUUUCCAUGAACAUGACUAUGCACGGCUGCCCCCCAGAGCAACUGUGUUCGCAGAUGCAAUGGAACCAGAACGCCUCGACGCCAUCAGUGAACGUGGUCUAUCCUCAAUCACAGAACGUGAUCAGCUCAUCAACUUAUCCUUCAGCCACUUACUCCUUUACUGCGGACUUCAGAACACCUAAUCAGAGCGACCCCCUCAUAACAGCCACCUCGACCUUCAAGCCUCUGCUGCAAAAUCCACAAAAGCCAAAUCCUAACUAUGCCCUAUUCCAGCAGAAACCGAAUUUUUCCAACCAAAAAGGUUUGGGGCAAAGUUUGAAAAGGCCACCGUCUAAGCUUUAUGCACAGGAGACGCAAAAGGAACAGAAUAUGGGCAAUGGGUACAUCUUGAAUCAAGGACAGAUGCAUCCUCAGGAAUAUGGAUAUGCUGCCUGUGUUAAUUCUUCUGGAAAAGUGCCGUCUUACUUUGAAUGUCAUGGUUACCCAGUACCCAUAGUUACGGAGAUGGAACCGGGGCAUUUUAGUCAAUAA